Aspergillus mulundensis is the source of this 312-nucleotide messenger RNA. RefSeq lists its product as uncharacterized. The record is from RefSeq and is a predicted model, not a curated record. The coding region runs from base 1 to 312 and encodes 103 amino acids. NCBI's taxonomy places the organism in Eukaryota, Fungi, Ascomycota, Eurotiomycetes, Eurotiales, Aspergillaceae. The transcript has 2 exons.
AUGGUCCAAGGGUGGGAAGACCGCUACAUCAAGUACAAUAAUGGCAGCCCCGGCCUCCUACGACGCCCGCCGGCCAAACUGAACUAUACGCCCGCCGCUGCCCCUCAUACUGGCGCUAUUGCAAAGAGGACGGCCUUCGAGAUAACCCUAGAUGAUACGAGGACCGCACCGGGCCGGUUAACAUUACCGUCGCGCACGACGAUAGUCUUAAUGGGUAUAUGGACCGCUGCGUCUCGUAUACGGACACCGCGCAGCAAGGGCGUAAGCUUCGACCAACGCUGCAAAACGGGCUUCGAAACUGUCUCCUGCUAA